Molecule: messenger RNA, 618 nt
Organism: Opisthorchis viverrini
Lineage: Eukaryota; Metazoa; Platyhelminthes; Trematoda; Opisthorchiida; Opisthorchiidae
Exons: 4
Coding region: 1-618 (205 amino acids)
Source: RefSeq, a predicted model, not a curated record
AUGGGGGACCUGGGAUUCAACUCAUUAAGGGUCAAUGACACUGAUAGACAUGGCUCAAUCACACGGGCGGUGACGCUCAUCUGUAACACCCUUCCGGUGCCUAGCUGCCAUGCCACCCGGAGGAAGCACGAGGGCUGGGAUACUGCCAGGUCGCCCAAGCCUAGACAGGGGAAGUCGAGUGGCAGAGGUCGGGUUCGAACCACGGACCUUCCGCACCCGUCCUUUGGUAUGCACUUUGCACCCACAAACUGUAAGGCCAUGCUUGUGGACGUGCAGUCACUGAACACGCCCCUUACAAUCCAGGGAGAGAUACUGGAAGUUGUGGAGCGUUUUACGUAUCUUGGAAUGAAUGCACGAAUCUCCAAGGCUCGGGCCGCGUUUGCUAACUUGAGAUACCUAUGGCAUCAGAAUGGUUUAUCCCUGAAUCUGAAGGGACGUGUGUAUCAAGCUACAGUACGGGCUGUUUUGUUGUAUGGCUGUGAGACUUGGCCUAUUCGAGCAGCGGACCUGAGACGUCUUCAGGUGUUCGACAAUCGUUGUCUCAGAACCAUAGCUCGCGUGGGUUGGUGUCGGCGAAUCCGUAACGAGGCAGUUAGAAAGCAUGUUUUCGNNCCUUGA